Molecule: messenger RNA, 3572 nt
Organism: Silurus meridionalis
Lineage: Eukaryota; Metazoa; Chordata; Actinopteri; Siluriformes; Siluridae
Product: G protein pathway suppressor 2-like
Exons: 11
Coding region: 191-1186 (331 amino acids)
Biological process (GO): regulation of transcription by RNA polymerase II
Cellular component (GO): transcription regulator complex
Molecular function (GO): transcription coregulator activity
Source: RefSeq, a predicted model, not a curated record
GAGGAACUUAGAAGUUCAGUGUGACAACGGAUGUAGUUGCACGCCUCUCAAAAACAAGUCAAAGCUACACCAAGCAGAUUACUACACCCUAAAAAUAUUGUUAGUCGUGUGUUUGAGGAGGUAACGACCAUUCGUAGUUCUUUUAGAGCUUUCCAAGAAACCGAAGCUGGCCCCUCCGCUCCCCAUCACCAUGCCUGCUCUGUUGGAGAGACCGAAACUGUCCAACGCCAUGGCCAGAGCCUUACACAAACACAUCAUGAGGGAGAGAGAGCGCAAGAGACAAGAGGAAGAAGAAGUGGACAAAAUGAUGGAGCAGAAGAUGAAAGAGGAAGAAGAGCGGAAAAGGACAAAAGAGAUGGAGGAAAGAAUGUCACUGGAGGAAACAAAAGAGCAGGUUCAGAAGAUGGGGGAGAAACUGCAGGGUUUGCAGGAGGAGAAACAUCAACUGUUCCUGCAACUUAAAAAAGUCCUUCACGAGGAGGAGAAGCGUCGAAGGAAGGAGCAAAGUGAUAUUACAACACUGACUUCAGCCAGUUACCAAUCCAGUUUACCUCUGCAUUCAGGACAGCACCUUCUCAGCUUGCAAGGCAGUCCUGUGAGUCACAGCAGGCCUGGAAGUCUGUUGGCAGAACGUGGUAAACAGUUGUUUCAGACACCUGGUAUCCCAGGCCGUCACUUCCCCGGACAACCUGCUUUCACUUCAGGCUCUGCUGAGCAUGCUCAGUUUGCAGCCAACCCUGCGGUUCAUGAGGCAUAUGCAGUCACGCAGACUCAGCAUCCUUCCUCCUAUGGCCCAGCCGCAUCAGUCCCCAUCAGCUUUUCGGGAACGCAGCUCAGAGCCGGUGCUUCACCAUACCAGACCAUGCCGUAUCUGUCCCAUCAGCCACAGGGUUACGCUGUCCACAGCCACUUUGCUUCCCAGCCAGGAUUUCUCCCCAGUGCCAGUAUACCCCUUCAGAAGCAGCUGGAACAUGCCAAUCAGCAGUCUGGUUUCACUGACUCGGGUGCCCUGAGGCCUAUACAUGCACAGGCUCUUCAUGUAAGUGCUGCAGGUCUGCUGCCUACACCUUCACUGGCUGUUCAGAUUCCUAAUGCAAAGGCUCUGAGCUCUCCUCAGCCAGCUCCCCGUCACGCUUUCCUCUCCCACCCACAAGCUGGACAAAGAUUCUAUCACCAUAGCAAGUAACCAAAAGCAGACCACAUAAACAAAAUGUUUAAAUUUUUUUUCCCCCUGUGGACCUGUAACCAAAAUGCCCAUCACAGAGAGGGGGAAAUAAUGUUUAUAACUGUACAGGUCUGAUUUCUGUGUCUCUAAAAUGUAAAUACACUUUUCAUAUAGAUAUUUUGUGGCUUCUCUUAAAAACAUUAAGUGCAAGAACUUGCUCAAUAGUUUUUUCUUUUGUAUAAUGGAUACAUUUGUUGUCAAAAGUAAAUAAACAUGGAUUAAAGACAUCUGUUCAAGUGUGAUAGAAUUGUCCAAUUUUGUUCAGACAAAAUAAAUGCAUUAAAGCAGGAACUGUGUUUUACAUUUCCUGUACGUAUUUUCAUACGGACAUGACUUGUAAAAAUAGAUGCCAAUUGGAAAGAUUUACCUAAACAGACGUUUAUUAGCACUGUAGAAGUUCCAGUUGUUUUUACACCAUUAUAUUUGAUAAACAUGCCUAGUAAUUCUUAAUUUUGGAAUUUUUUAUUUUUUUUUACGUGUCUUUCCCUUGUUCUCUGCUGUCGCCUUCCCAAAAAAAAAAAAAAAAAAGCUUCAUGUACGAUCAGGCCAAGAUCAAUGACAACCUGAGGGAAAAUUUGAAAAAGAUGGCUUCUCCCACAGUAAAACAUCUUGUAGUUAAAAAAAAAUGAUUUAGAUUUAAUGGGAGGCUGCUCUGAGUAUUAAAGACAAGGUUUUAAAAGGAAUCCCACAUGCACAAAGAUUCUUAAAUCAAUUCGCAAUUGUAAAAAGUGCAAGAUGUCUCUGUAAGUGCUCAUUUCGAGGAAAGCAAAAACACCUGAGACCUUGCAAUCUAGCCUAGCCUGUUCAUGGAGAGAAAGAUAAAUGUACUAAACCACGCCUUGGCCUUUAGCACGGCAAAUAAAGAGCCCCAAAUCAUCAAUUAUCAAUGAAUGAUCACUAACAUGAUUAUAGUGACUUAAUAAUCUCUACAUAAUAUUACACUACCAAUCUUUGUGCAUUUUUCUGUAGCAGCUCCUUAAUUUAAAUAGUGUGUGCUAAAAGAGCCUAACUCCCCCCCCCUAAGAAAAAUGGCACAUGACCCAACUAACAUGUAAACCUAAAUUGGCUUGAGCAGUUUUUUUUUUUUAACCCUCUCAGAUAUUAACCACCUCUGCCUGAAAGCCUCACCCAUGUUCCCCCCAUCUCCUGUGUUCUUACAAUGCUUGCUUUCUGCAAAGGUAAAUGAAGAAUGUAUAUUUCAGUUAACUAGAUUUAUUAGGGCUGUCACCUAAAUAUUUCAUCUGAAAAUUUACAGAAAUAACACUUUUCCUACCAGAAGACCAUACAUUAAGACAUACACCAUGCAGAUGGUUUUCACACUGGGGUUAAGAUUAUAUCAUAUUUAAUAUGGAAAUGUUUGUUUCCUGUAUUUUUGGGUUCUGGAUAAUUACAUUUUUUCUUUUCCAAUCACUCGCUUUACUGUUCUUCACUUCCAAUAUGUCUACAAUUCUAUUUGAUAGAAAGCCAAAGUACAUUUCCUUCAAACUAAGAUUAUUCUGUCUAUUUAUUUGAAUGCAGUUUGAAUAUCUUUUUUCUAUUAACGCAAAUAUUUUGCUUGUUAAGAGUUUCAGUAUUCCUGUACAACGCCAGCAUACACUGUGUUGCAAUAACGAAUGCCCAGCAGACACAAACAGAAAAAGGCAACAUGUAGGUGCUCAUUUUAAUAUUAGGGUAUGAGAAUCUCUUGGUUUAAUACAGCUGUUUAUCACAGUCAGGGUACAAACAAAAGUUUUGCUUAGGUAAUAUGAAAGUAAAAAGAACUUAUUUCAACACCAAGUUCAGAUACGAGUCAGCGUAAAAAGCUGAACCCACAGGGACAGGGGGAUUCACCAAAUUAAAAUCAUCACUGGAGUAUAGCCUCUUUUAUAAGGUGGUAAGAGAAUGACAAUUGUACAUCGUGGUUCUCUCCAAGCCAGAGAAUGUACAGAGACAGAAAUCAUUGCCUGCUACCACACUCCCCCAGUGUUCCAUUUCUUCUUUGCUUAGGAACAGAAUGACUCCCUUACCAAUGAUCUUAUACAGACAAUUCAUUUUAAGACUACAGUUUCCAACAUUUGGUGAAACCAUUACUCUAAUCUGAUUCUUUUAUGUGCCCAAUGCUUAAAAAAAUGUGUAAACAGGAAAAUCUUUUAACUAAAUACACCCGUUUAACUCAGUAUCAGGAUGGCUGCCCCAUCUUCAAUAUUUUGACUACCAGAAGAUAAAGGAAUAGGUGAAGAGAGAAGAGACCACACUACAGCUAUUGCAGUCUCGUCUUUCACCACAGUGCCCAUAUUAGUACUGGCUUCUGCACACCAAUUGAAAAUGGGGAAAAAUUGUGGUAAAUGGGACAAAUGCAAAUAUAUAU